AUGCCCAAGAUCCGGACGUCGAGGACGAAGAAGCCGCCCGAAGGGUACGAGGAUAUCGAAGCUAUCCUCGAUGACUAUGCGAAGAAGAUGCGUGAUGCAGAGAAUGAAUCCCAUGAGGGUAAACGGAAGACGGAGUCUCUGUGGCCUAUAAUGCGCAUCUCUCAUGCUCGCUCGAGGUAUAUCUAUGAGCUUUACUACAAGCGUGAGGCGAUAAGUCGAGAGUUGUACGACUGGCUGUUGAAGGAGGGUUAUGCCGAUGCAAAUUUGAUAGCUAAGUGGAAAAAGGCUGGGUAUGAGAAACUCUGCUGUCUACGGUGCAUCCAGACUAGGGACAUGAAUUACCAAGGUUCGACAUGCAUUUGUAGAGUGCCAAAGGCACAGCUGAGGAAAGGGACUGUUGUGGAGUGUGUACACUGCGGUUGUCGAGGCUGCAGUUCCGAUUCAUAG
This is a messenger RNA of Gloeophyllum trabeum ATCC 11539, 447 nucleotides long. RefSeq names its product G10 protein. The transcript has 5 exons. Gene Ontology annotation, cellular component: nucleus; spliceosomal complex. The record is from RefSeq and is a predicted model, not a curated record. Gene Ontology annotation, biological process: mRNA splicing, via spliceosome. Bases 1 to 447 code for a protein of 148 amino acids. NCBI's taxonomy places the organism in Eukaryota, Fungi, Basidiomycota, Agaricomycetes, Gloeophyllales, Gloeophyllaceae.